This is a messenger RNA of Prunus persica (peach), 930 nucleotides long. RefSeq lists its product as uncharacterized. Gene Ontology annotation, molecular function: structural constituent of ribosome. Lineage: Eukaryota; Viridiplantae; Streptophyta; Magnoliopsida; Rosales; Rosaceae. Gene Ontology annotation, biological process: mitochondrial translation. Gene Ontology annotation, cellular component: ribosome; mitochondrial large ribosomal subunit. Bases 147 to 644 code for a protein of 165 amino acids. The record is from RefSeq and is a predicted model, not a curated record. The transcript has a single exon.
UGGCAACCGAGUGAGGAAGUGAAGAAUUGACACAAGGGCAGGGCAGCGCCAUCUCCACUCUCCUCUCAAAAUCAAUCAAAAUCAAUCCAAAAAACUCUCCAAAAUCACAGAGAAGGGAACCAAGAAGACAGAAAACAAAAUCAGUCAUGGGAAGUAGAUUGGGGAGGAGGGUAAUUCACUUCGCAAACCUACCCAUCAAGCUCUUAAUGCCCACCAACUUCACCAACAUCAGAGAAAUCGCUCUCAAAACCAUCCCAUCAGCUUCCAAGGUCGAAAUCAAGCGCGUCCUCGAAUCCCUCUACGGCUUCCAGGUCGAAAAGGUCCGUACGCUCAACAUGGAGGGCAAGAAGAAGAAGCGCGGUGGCCUAUUGUUCGCCAGACCCAAUUACAAGAAGGCCUACGUCACGCUCAAGAACCCACUCUCGCUCUCUCAGGACCUCUACCCUAUUGGAGUCGUCGAGCAGGAGAGGAAGCAGACGAGCAAGCAAUCCAAGUCCAGCGUCGUCGAAGAAGGUGAAACUGAGAAGCAUUGGCUUUACGGGAAGGACAAGGAGGAACCUUGGAGGGUUAAGAACGACAAGGGUUCUGCUGUUUUCGGCGACGGUGUGGCCAAAUUUCCCUGGAGCACCAUGAGGUUUCGCUAGGCAGGUUUGAAGACUUUUGGAACUGGGUUUAUGUUUUUUGUUGGGAUUUUGAAAUUUAUGAUAUUUGAAGUUUGGUGAAAACUUGUGGCCAUGUUUGAAGACUUUUCAAUAGGACUGGAGCAUUUAGCUUUCAAUUAGCAGAAUAGUAUAAUAUUUAUGGUUGUUAUCUUUUAUUUUACCAAUAAUUGUGCAAGCUCAUAUGUGAUUAGUACUUGUGAAGUUUGAAAUUGUUGAGGAUAGAAGCAUAUUGGAAACUUGCAUUGAGUAUGUUUCCUAUCUCCUCUAA